This is a messenger RNA of Helianthus annuus (common sunflower), 1010 nucleotides long. RefSeq names its product protein LYK5-like. Gene Ontology annotation, biological process: protein phosphorylation. Gene Ontology annotation, molecular function: ATP binding; protein kinase activity. Lineage: Eukaryota; Viridiplantae; Streptophyta; Magnoliopsida; Asterales; Asteraceae. The transcript has 5 exons. Bases 1 to 768 code for a protein of 255 amino acids. The record is from RefSeq and is a predicted model, not a curated record.
AUGGAGGAUUUUGGUUUGAAAGAUGCUCAACUUGGCUUGAAAGGUGGAAGUAGAACAAAAGAAAUAGAUCAAUGGUUGGGUGAAAAUGUGUUCAUUGGGUUCAAAUCAAGAGUGAAGGGUUGUCUCUACCUGGCUCCACGCCGACAUGCUCGGCUUCUACUGAGCCUUGGUGUGGAGAAGAAUUCAUUAAACACCGUUCUCCUCACCACAUCCUCCCCACCCAUCUCUCUCUUUCACAUCAGUCCAAAGGUGUCUAAGGGCUUGAUGAUUAGAGUUGGUCUAAGGGGAGUUUUCAAUGGGGAUUCUGCAGCGGUGAAGACUAUAAAAAGGGAUGUUUCCGGCGAGAUUAACAUACUUCAACGAAUCAAUCACUCCAACAUAAUCAGUCUCUCUCGAUUCUGUUUGCAUCAGGGAAACCCGUAUCUCGUUUAUGAGUUCGCUGACAAUCGUUUGCUUAGCGACUGGCUGCACUCGACCACCAAGAACACGAAAUAUGAUUCAGUUUUGGAAUUGAAACAAAGAGUUCAAAUUGCACAUGAUAUAGCUGAUGCAUUGAAUUAUCUACACAAUUUUAUCACUCCACCAUACAUUCACAAAAAUUUAAAGAGCAGCAAUGUGUUGUUAGACGUGCAUAUGCGAGCGAAAAUAACAAAUUCUGGGCUCGCUAGAAGUGUGGAAGAAACAGACAAUGGGGUCUGUUGUACUAGGCGUUUGGUGGUGAUGAGGUUUAGGGAAAGAAUUUGGGGUAUGUGGUAUGUUUGGUGGUGAUGAACUGGUGGUGGGGUGGGUGGUGGUGGCACUAGGUUAUGGCAGACCUGUUUUCAAUUUGGGGGAAAUGUGAAGAACUAGGUUUAGGAUAGUUUAUAUUGGGGGAAAAGAUAAAUGGAUUAACAAAUGACAUAUCUACCCUUAUGUGACCUGCACAUGUUCUUAUUUAACUGAAAAAAUAAACUGGGUUAGUUUUAAAGGACAUAACGUGUAAGAUUUUGAAACAUAAAGUACAAAAUCUA